AUGGCUCAGCUUUCUAGGCAUGUUUUAUGUGUUUUGCUAAACUGGGCUAAUGUGGUCUUAUGUUUGGCAGAUGACAGCCACUGUGAUGAGGAGGCUGACCAGACCAUUCCACAGUCAGAGUCACCUCUGCAUAAAGAUGCUGACACUCAGUGGGAGGUGCAGGCACUGAUGGAUCACCCCUACACAUUAGGAGGAAAGAUGAAGGAUGUAUGCGACAGAGAAACACAAUGUGGUGGAGAAGUACCCCUUGCCCAUGCCAUCCUGAAGAAUGACACUAGCUGUGUGUUGUACACAGGCCUUUCUCUCAAUGUAUUUUUUGAUCAUGUUAAAUAUCUGGAACAGUUCUAUAAAGCAAACUUUAAGAUGCACGAAAUGGAUCAAAUAUUGAUGACCAUGAUGAAACUCAAGUUGAAUCUACUCCAGGGUGAUCUUGCAGAACGCUUUGCUGUGUCCCAGGGGUUAGUGAGCAGGAUCCUCUCCUACUGGAUAGACACAAUGGAGGAGCACAUGAGAAUCUACAUUCCUUGGCCGCCACGGGAGACAAUCCGGAGCACAAUGCCUCAGUGCUUCAGGGAGAAGUUCCCCAACACCACCUGCAUCAUUGACUGCACUGAGACCAACCUGCAGAAACCACACAACCUUGACUCCAGAGGCGAGUCCUACAGCCAUUAUUAUUCCAGCAAUACUAUAAAGUAUUUAGUUGCUAUUGCCCCGUGUGGGCUUGUUAUGUUCAUUUCUCCUGCUUAUGGAGGCAGGUGUAGUGACAAGUUCAUCACUCAGGAGUCUGGCUUCCUGGAGUAUCUUCGUCCCGGUGAUGAAGUGAUGGCAGACAGAGGCUUUACCAUCAGAGAUCUGCUGUUUGAGAGAAGGGUUAACCUUGUUCUACCAGCGUUCACUCAUAAAGGAGGGCAGUUGUCUGAUGAGGAUGUAACUGCCACAAGGAGGAUUGCAAAUGUGCGCAUUCAUGUGGAAAGAGUUAUCAGGAGGCUCAAAGUGUUCAAAAUAAUCUCCCAGACUGUACCCAUCAACUUGGCACACAAAAUGGACAAAAUCCUCAGAAUCUGUGCGGCCCUUGUAAACAUGCAGGGGGGAAUCAUCCACGAGGAUGCUGAUUGAGCAUGGACGUAUAUUAUCCAUAAUAUUUGUAAAUAAUUAUUUGACAGCCUGCAGUGCCUUGAUUGUACUAUAAUUUUCACAUAUGAUUUGUCUUUAACAUUCUAUUUUUCAGAUAUCUCUAUUCUGCACUGCUGAUUAGUUAUUUUAUAGUAAAUUGUAAAAUGGAAUUAUGAUAUACAAGAAUGUGUUUUGGAUCUCAGGUUUUAUAAUAAAUAGUUUGUGUUUGACACCUUGAUGUUUUCAAUUUUCUAAUGACUUUUCACCUAUUGUAUAAUAUCAACUUAUUUUUAGACUAUUUAAUUGAUUACAGAUACAAAAACAUGAUAUUUAACUUGUCCAACUAAAAUGUGUAUUAUUACAAUUUUCUAUCUUUAUUAA
Messenger RNA from Rhinichthys klamathensis goyatoka, 1494 nucleotides. RefSeq lists its product as uncharacterized. NCBI's taxonomy places the organism in Eukaryota, Metazoa, Chordata, Actinopteri, Cypriniformes, Leuciscidae. The record is from RefSeq and is a predicted model, not a curated record. The transcript is spliced from 2 exons. Bases 1 to 1116 code for a protein of 371 amino acids.